AGGUGGAGGGCAUUUCCGCUUUAUUUGUCGGUAUAAAGAUGCGAGUAAUAUACCUUUGUUGUUCUUCCCCUCUGUCACUCUUCCGCUGAUUCAUAGUCGAGGAGAUAAAAAAAGGUUUUCGAGCAUGGAGAGUAUUCACAGCUUUUGGCAGUUGGGUGACGAACUCCGAGGCCAGACAAAAGUCUCGGAGGAUCACAAAUGGUUGGUUGCUGCUUCAAAACUGGCUGAGCAGACUAGGUCAAAGCCCGAGCGAAGGAUCAACCUUGAUCUCUCAAAGGGUUCUGCUGAAUUGAGGCACAAGGAUAAUAUCGGGUUUCAAGAAGAUAACAAGUUCGAAAGUUUUAACUUCAACAUGUUAAACUUGGAGGCGAAGUUCAACGAGAAUGUGAACAAAAGUUCCCUUAGAAAUGGUAUUUAUAAUAAUAUGAAUGCUGUUUAUCAGAAUCCUAAUAUCGGCUCUUUGGGGAAUGUAUCUGGAAGCAAAUACAACAAUAUCAACCUCAACAAGGAGCCUAAUUAUGGUGACGGCUACAACAAGGAAGACAGCACAAAUGCAAGCAAUGCAGUUGAUAAAAGGUUUAAGACCUUACCUGCUGCAGAGACCCUCCCCAGGAACGAGGUUCUCGGUGGAUAUAUCUUUGUGUGUAACAAUGAUACUAUGCAGGAGGAUUUGAAGCGACAGCUAUUUGGUCUGCCCCCAAGAUAUAGAGAUUCUGUCAGGGCAAUAACACCUGGUUUACCUUUGUUCCUCUAUAACUACACCACUCACCAGUUGCAUGGUAUCUUUGAGGCAGCAACUUUUGGGGGUGCGAACAUUGAUCCUACUGCUUGGGAAGAUAAAAAGUGCAAAGGCGAAUCAAGGUUCCCUGCUCAGGUAAGAAUUCGUAUUAGGAAAAUCUGCAACCCUCUGGAGGAAGAUGCGUUUAGACCAGUCUUGCAUCACUAUGACGGUCCUAAGUUUCGUCUUGAGCUCUCAGUACCCGAGACCUUAGACUUGCUGGAUCUCUGUGAACAAGCCGGUGUUUAGAAUGUUGCUGCUGGCAGUUAUUCCAAUCCCAACUUUAAAGAAAUGUGGUGAUGUAUGUGUAUGCCGUAGUUUUUGUGGAGCAUCGUGUGUGUGUGUGUGUGUGAAGAUUUCGCGUAUUUUCCAUGGAGCGCAAGCUUGGGAGGCAAAUCUGGUGUUGUGAUAUUCGUAGAGUAGGAUUUUGGUUAAAUAAAUGUAAAAUGAUGUUUUGUGAAGGAUGCAAAUAGCUUCACUGUAUUUAACCCUUGUAAUCUUUAUGGGAAGCUUAAGAGUUGAGUCAACCUAAGGCCUGAAUAUUGACUAAUGGCCAAGCCGUAGUAUUUAUUAUAUGUUGUGGCUAAGUGAACUCACUUAUACCAAGUUUGGUAAAAGAAAAACCUGGUUGAUUGCUGCUAGAUAUAUAUUUGAAUACAUAGUUUCAUUAUGCAUAGUCAAUGCAUGAAGGAAUA
Molecule: messenger RNA, 1473 nt
Organism: Erythranthe guttata (spotted monkey flower)
Lineage: Eukaryota; Viridiplantae; Streptophyta; Magnoliopsida; Lamiales; Phrymaceae
Product: DCD (Development and Cell Death) domain protein
Biological process (GO): response to endoplasmic reticulum stress
Source: RefSeq, a predicted model, not a curated record